Messenger RNA from Cyclospora cayetanensis, 678 nucleotides. RefSeq lists its product as uncharacterized. The record is from RefSeq and is a predicted model, not a curated record. The transcript is spliced from 2 exons. Bases 1 to 678 code for a protein of 225 amino acids. NCBI's taxonomy places the organism in Eukaryota, Apicomplexa, Conoidasida, Eucoccidiorida, Eimeriidae.
AUGGCAGCAGCACACGACGACUUCUUCAACGGCAAGAGCAGCGAAUUCGACUUAGUACAGCAGGAUGACGACUUCCUACUGGACAGCGUGGAGCAGCCAGAGGCACUUCCCGUGCAGGCCGUGCAACAGGCGGAGCAGCGGCAGCGCGAGAAACUGAAUAACGGCAUAGACUUCUCCGCUGCAGACAGCCCGGGCGAUCGUGAAAAGAGGGAUGAACGGCAACUUGGCAGGAGCGACCCCUUCGACCCUUUUUCCACCGAAGAAACCUCUUUUCCCAGUGAUGUCUUCGGAGCUGCUCCCCCAAGGGCAGCCUCUGCUCGGGAGGCCUCUGAGCUCGGGCAGCCUCAAGGUGCCACUCAAGAUGCAGCGGUGUCUUUGACUCCCGAAGAGCAGGCAAAGCAGGCGCAGCAAAUGCAACAGCAGCAGCAGCUGUUGCAACAGCGACAGGAUCUCCAGCAGCAGCUGCAAGGGGACAUUGAGAUCCGGCAACGCGAGGAACAAGCCCAGCGGCAGCAGCAGCAGCAAAUUGCUGAUGAGGAAAUUCGAACUUUUUAUGAACAGAGAGAGAGACAUCUGGAGAGGCGCAAGGCACAGCUCAAGUACACAAGCGCAGCAGCAGGCAGCAGGUGCCUAUGCAGUUUGAAGGGUGAUGGAUUAAGCUUUUCGGCACUUGGAUAG